AUGGUUGACUCCCACAGUCAAGGUCAAGAUAUGGGAUACAUUGAGAGACAACUACAAAUUGCUCUAAAUAGAAUCAUAAAGUGGUCCAACAACAAUGGUUUUAAAUUUUCUAGCCAGAAGACAGUCUGCGUGCACUUCUGUCGCAAAAGAAAUCUACAUCCUGAUCCAGAGCUGUAUCUUGACGGCUCUUUCAUCCGCGUUGAACCAGAAGCCAAAUUCUUAGGAGUUAUCUUUAACAGAAAGCUCACUUUCCUUCCGCAUAUCCUAAAUCUAAAGAAAAAAUGUGCUAAAGCUCUCAACAUAUUGAAAGUCCUGGUCAAUACCUCAUGGGGAGCAGAACGUUGUUCUAUGCUCCGCAUUUAUACAGCUUUAAUCCGUUCGAAACUUCACUAUGGCUAUGUUAUCUACGGAUUAGCAAGACCUUCUGUGCUCCUGAAAUUGGAUCCAGUCCACCAUCAAGUGCUACGGAUUUGCUGUGGAGCCUUCAGAACAUCUCCAGUCCAAAGUUUAUAUGUCAUCUGUUUUGAACCAUCUUUGGAAUUCAGACUCAAGCAGUUGUCCAUUGAUCUUCAUUAUAAAGUAAUCUUUGACCUUUUCGGUAUUGCUCCCUGGCAAGAAGUGAACAUUCACCUACUUAACAUUUUUGGAGAACUAAAGAAGACAUGCGACGGAGGACGUGGGCACCAUCCCUCUGCCAAUUGGUUAAUUGGUAAGAGCAGUACCAAUGAUAUCCAUUACCAACAAAUUUUCCUAGAGCAUAGAAGCAGUUAUUCUAACUACAAAGCAAUUUUUAUUGAUGGCUCAAAGAAUCAUGACCACGUCGGGGCAGCUUUUGUUUGUGAUAAAGAAAUAAAGAGUAGUAAACUUCAUAAGGCUGCAUCUGUCUUUACUGCGGAAACUUUUGUCAUUUUGAAUCCCUUAAUCUUUAUCUCUAGGCAGAAUAGCAGAAAGUUCAUCAUCUACUCUGACUCUCUGAAUGCUCUUGAAUCAAUAAAUACAAAUACCAGCCACCCUUUGCUCUUAGAAAUUUUAAAGGCACACCUCCGUUUGAGAAACGCAGGUUAUUAUAUCGCGUACUGCUGGGUGCCUGGACACGCUGGCAUCAAAGGCAAUGAACUCGCCGAUAUUGCAGCAAAAUCUGCUAAUAUUACCUCAGAAAACGAUGUCCCUUUUACAGACAUACGGAAUUACAUUAGAACAAAGGUCUUGUUCAGGUGGCAAGAAUUCUGGGAAUGCCAAACUCUGAACAAAUUAAGGCAGGUAAAACCCAAUUUGGUGUACUGGGAGUCGAGAGGGAAUCGGAAGGAGGAUGUACUACUGACUCGCUUACGAAUUGGUCAUUGCAAACUGAUACAUCAGUUCCUCUUGAAAGGAGAUAAUGAGCCUAUUUGUGGCACUUGCAACGUUCCCGUUUCAGUCAAUCAUAUUUUAACCUGCUGUCCUGCUCUUAGUCAGAAACGUGAAUUUUAUAUUAACUCUACGAAUGUUAACUUAACAGAUCUCAUUGGAAGAAAGCCUCACAUCAACCUCAUAAGUUUUUUAAAAGACAUCUCCUUUUACCAUAUGAUUUGA
Molecule: messenger RNA, 1572 nt
Organism: Stegodyphus dumicola
Lineage: Eukaryota; Metazoa; Arthropoda; Arachnida; Araneae; Eresidae
Source: RefSeq, a predicted model, not a curated record